Molecule: messenger RNA, 1761 nt
Organism: Papilio polytes (common Mormon)
Lineage: Eukaryota; Metazoa; Arthropoda; Insecta; Lepidoptera; Papilionidae
Gene: JhI-21
Product: large neutral amino acids transporter small subunit 2
Exons: 7
Coding region: 293-1729 (478 amino acids)
Biological process (GO): amino acid transmembrane transport
Cellular component (GO): membrane
Molecular function (GO): L-amino acid transmembrane transporter activity
Source: RefSeq, a predicted model, not a curated record
CAGCCACACAUGCGCCGCGGCCGUCCCUCGGUUCGUUUGUAUGACAUGCUGCGAGCGCUCGCGUGUUUCACAGUUUGACGUGAACUUGGUUACCGUUUUGCCUGUACCACCACUGUUAAAUAUAAAAAUGUCCACUAAAAGUGUGUUAGUUAAAUAGAAAAUAUCACAGUAGUAGGUACAAGUCAAGCACGGCAGUCACGUACCUUGGUCGAUAGUAAAACGCGGGCAUUUCUCGUAAAAUCCACGUGCGUUGUGUUUACCGGUGUUUAAUACUUGAUUGAUUUUUUACGUUAUGGGUGAAGAAAUACCAAACGGGGACACGAAAGUCGUUUUAAAAAGGAAAAUAACCCUAUUCAAUGGUGUCGGUAUUAUAAUUGGGACAAUUAUCGGUUCUGGAAUUUUUAUAUCGCCGACUGGAGUGUUCAAAUACACAGAAUCGGUAGCAGCAUCAUUGAUAAUAUGGUUGGCCUGUGGUCUACUAUCGACAUUAGGAGCGCUAUGUUAUGCAGAACUGGGCACUUCCAUCACGAGGUCUGGUGGUGACUAUGCCUACAUUUACACGGCGUUCGGUCCUUUGCCGGCGUUCCUAAGGAUAUGGAUAGCGCUGCUCAUCAUCAGACCAACCACACAAGCUAUUGUUGCUCUAACCUUCGGACAUUAUGCGGUGAAGCCUUUCUUUCCUGAAUGCGAUCCGCCACAAGAUGCUGUGAAGUUGCUGGCUGCUGUUUGUCUUUGUGUCUUGACUGCGAUCAACUGCAUCAGUGUAAGGUGGACGAUGCGCAUCCAGGAUGUUUUCACCUCCUCCAAGCUGCUUGCUUUAGUCAUCAUCAUCAUCGCCGGCUUGUAUUAUAUCUGUAUAGGUCACACUGAAAACUUCCAACAGCCUUUCGAAGGUAAAUACGACGCUGGAAGUAUUGCGUUAGCAUUUUACUCCGGUCUUUUCGCAUUCGGCGGUUGGAAUUACCUUAAUUUUGUUACUGAAGAACUGCAGGAUCCAUACAAAAAUUUACCACGUGCGAUUUGGAUCGCAAUGCCCAUGGUGACUAUUAUCUACGUGAUGGCGAACCUCGCAUACUUCGCUGUCGUCUCUAAGAUGGAAAUGAUAUCGAAUCCUGCUGUUGCCGCUGUGUUCGGCGACCGUCUUUUCGGUAGUUGGAGCUGGGUGAUCCCGGUGUUCGUAGCUCUGUCCACCUUCGGCGGAGUAAACGGCGUGUUGUUCACCUCCGCGAGGCUGUUCGCGACGGGCGCUCAGGAGGGACACAUGCCUGCGUUCUUCUCUUUGUUCCACAUAGAGAGGCAGACGCCGAUACCGUCUUUGUUCUUCACCUGCGUAAUCUCUCUUCUGAUGCUGACAACAAGCAACGUGUUCGAUUUAAUAAAUUAUUUCUCCCAAACUCUGUGGUUGUCCGUCGGAGUGUCGGUUGUUGGUAUGUUGUGGUUGAGAAGAACGAAACCCAAUAUACCAAGACCGAUUAAAGUCAAUAUAAUCAUUCCAUAUGUGUUUCUGAUCGCUAUCGGUUGUCUUGUUAUUGUUCCUGCUAUUAUGAACCCUCGGGAUACAGGAAUCGGUAUUGCUAUAAUAUUAUCCGGUAUUCCGGUAUACUUUUUAUGUGUUAAAUGGAAGAACAAGCCGGAGAGUUACCACGCUUUCUCCGGCUGUCUGUUGAGGUUCAUGCAGAAGUUGUGCUCCUGUGUGUACGUGGAAGCUGCGGAGAAGAUGACCAGCUAAAUCUAUAACGACCAAUAAAUGACUAGAAAAUU